Molecule: messenger RNA, 1348 nt
Organism: Effrenium voratum
Lineage: Eukaryota; Dinophyceae; Suessiales; Symbiodiniaceae
Source: the annotation of a GenBank genome assembly
UCAAGAGCCUUGCGAAGUGUUUCGAUUCUGCCGGCAGUGCCGGGAUUCAAAUUCUGCUCACCAUGUCCGCCAUCAUGAUCCCGGUUGCUGCUUUCGUGGACCUGCCGAUCCUUGGAGACCUGCGCCACCACCACCAGAUCACCACCGCAUGGACUACCACUACUGGUGGUACUACCACUACCACUACUACCCGAACUACCGUCUAGAUGAGGCUUCUGGCGCAGGAGAGCUGACCACCUCAGUGAACCUGCGUCGCGAUGAGGCGCUCCAAUGAAACAGACCGUCCAGGUGCAGGAGGCAGUCGAAGCCAGGUGCGCGGGCAGGGUGCACACUCCAUUGAGGCGCGUCUCUUUGGGCUGCUGAAGCGUCUGGCGCCGGAUGUGCGGCAAGCCAUGCUUGAGCAGCAUUUCUCGCAAGCCCAGAGGCUGGCUUUGGAAAGGUGGAUGCUCGCGCGGCCGGCGCAUGCCUCCGCGCAGGCAAAGCAAAAGGCAGCCCGAGGCUCCAUCAGGCGCAGGUCCUCGCUCGUGGCGCUACAGAUGGGUUGUGAACCCUUGAGGAGUCGUCGUAAAGUCGGCGCGGGUGUGCAUGUCCACCGGCGUGUCGGAAAGACCCUCUACCGCGCCAGCGUCAUGGCUGGGCCCUUCCGCCUUAGCACCAACAUGACCACGCAGCUGGGCAAGGCUCAGCAAUUCCUUGAGGUCUUGCAGCGAAUCCGAGCCAGGGUCAAUGCUCAGGAGAGGAAGCUCAGCCGGGGGAGCUGGACGCAUUGGAGGUGCGCUUCAGGCAGGCUCUGCACGAGGAGUCGGAGGGCUCCCGAAGGCAUGGGAUGAAGCUGCACUUCUACGCCAAAAUCCCGGCCAGCUAUUGGGUGGGGCAGGCGCUGAGCACGCCGCACUUCCGGGUCAGCGAUGGGCUGGAGCUUGGGCUCCAGGCCUGGAAGCGCUUGGCGCUGGCACGGACCCAGGUCUUCCCCGGCCGCACGAACCGCUACACCAUCCUUCGACGCCAUGGGCCCGAAGACUUGCAGGCUGCCUGGGAGAUUCUUCGCCGCAAGCAUAUUGAUGUGUGGGCCGAUGCUGGGCGAUGUCCAGCUCAGGCCGCGGCGAGGCUCGACGACCUGGAGGCCAAGCACCAGCCAUGUCGAGAGCGCCUGGCGAGGCGAUGGAAGUCGAGGCGCAGAGAGGCAGACUGUGCUGAGAGAGUGGUGCAGGAGACCAUUCAGCAGAUCUUGACCAGAGUUGGCGGCCGAAACGGCAGCUCUGAGUCGCACUACUUGGGCGAAGGGUGUGGACUCGGGAGGAUCUUGCGAGCCAAGAGGGCGAAGCCACCAGGGGACCGCAGCCCACAG